Aspergillus lentulus is the source of this 1650-nucleotide messenger RNA. Its product is annotated as putative NADPH oxidase (NoxA). The record is from RefSeq and is a predicted model, not a curated record. Gene Ontology annotation, molecular function: superoxide-generating NAD(P)H oxidase activity. Gene Ontology annotation, biological process: superoxide anion generation; defense response. NCBI's taxonomy places the organism in Eukaryota, Fungi, Ascomycota, Eurotiomycetes, Eurotiales, Aspergillaceae. Gene Ontology annotation, cellular component: plasma membrane; NADPH oxidase complex.
AUGCGGCACCCACUGUCCUCACAGUUUACAGGAUCUAAGAUUUUGUUUUACUUUCUGUUCUGGGGUGUACAUAUUGGUAUCUUCGCCGCAGGAUGGUACAUACAAGCUUCAAACCACAAAUUGGACGCCCUCAAUGCACUGAAGUGGUCUGUGUGGUUCUCCAGAGCUGCAGGUCUGGUCUUGACCGUUGAUGGGACUCUUAUCGUGCUACCUAUGUGCCGGAACCUCAUUACUCUCGCCAGACCGCGAAUUCGAUGGCUGCCUCUCGACGAAUCAAUAUGGUUUCAUCGCCAGGUAGCGUAUGCGCUGCUCAUCUUCACUAUCAUACACGUUGCUUCGCAUUACGUCAAUUUCUACAACAUUGAGAAAGACAAAAUCCGCCCCGUAACUGCUAUCCAGCUUCAUUAUACCCAGGCAGGUGGAAUCAGCGGCCAUGUCAUGCUCCUGUGCAUGAUGCUUAUGUAUACAACCUCCCACCAUCGCAUCCGACAGCAGUCCUUCGAGACUUUCUGGUACACGCACCACCUGUUCGUUCCUUUUCUGCUGGCCCUCUACACGCAUGCGACUGGUUGCUUCGUCCGAGACACUCCAGAACCAAUUUCCCCAUUUGCGGGGAAGAGGUUUUGGAACCAUUGCCUUGGUUACGAAGGUUGGAGAUGGGAACUGGUAGGGGGCGGUCUCUACCUCCUGGAGAGGCUCUACCGCGAGAUUCGGUCCAGACGGGCCACCGUCAUCACAAAGGUGAUCCGUCAUCCAUAUGAUGCGAUGGAAAUUCAGUUUCGCAAGGACAGCAUGAAGUACAAAGCUGGACAAUGGCUCUUCAUCCAGGUUCCCGAGGUUUCCAACACUCAGUGGCACCCCUUUACCAUCACAUCCUGUCCCUUUGAUCCGUAUAUCAGUAUCCACGUCCGCCAAGUGGGCGACUUCACUCGAGCGCUCGGUGACGCUCUCGGAUGCGGCCCCGCACAGGCCAGAGAUAUGGAAGGCUUAGACCCGCUGGGGAUGUACGAAGUCGCCCUCCAGAACGGCCAGAAAAUGCCCAAGCUCCUCAUCGACGGACCCUACGGCGCCCCCGCCGAGGACGUCUUCGAGAACGAAAUUGCCGUCCUCAUCGGCACCGGCAUCGGCGUCACACCCUGGGCCUCCAUCCUCAAGAACAUCUGGCAUCUCCGCUCAGGCCCGAAUCCGCCCCGCCGUCUCCGCCGGGUCGAGUUCAUCUGGGUCUGCAAGGACACCUCCUCCUUCGAAUGGUUCCAGGCGCUCCUGUCCUCACUCGAGUCCCAGUCCGCCAGCGCCGCUGCCAGCCAGGGCAGCGCCGAGUUCCUGCGCAUCCACACCUACCUCACGCAGCGGCUCGACGAGGACACUGCCGCCAACAUCUACCUCAACUCCGUCGGCCAGGAGCUCGACCCGCUCACUGAGCUCCGGAGUCGCACGAACUUUGGCCGGCCCGACUUUAACCGGCUCUUUACGGCGAUGCGAGACGGGCUGCAUAACCAGACGUAUAUGCCUGGCUUCCAUGCGGCCAUGACGACGGAGAUCGGAGUGUACUUUUGCGGCCCGAAUGCGGCAGCCCGGCAGAUCCGUGAAGCAGCCAAGACGGCGUCCACCAGGGACGUCAGGUUCAAGUUCUGGAAGGAACAUUUCUAG